GGCCCAACUUACAUAGGAAAGAAGAAAUACCUGCACGGACAAAUCUUCGACGUCCGCCGCAGAGUACACGCAUACACACACCGACACUUGCACUCACGCGCCUCACAGCAUGGGUCUCGGUAGUUCAAAAACGGCCGUAUCGCCGCCGCCAGCGCUCUCCCCUGAGACGGUCGAGCAACUAUGCGAGGAGGCCUACACGGCCGGGGUCACUGACGCGGAUGUGUACCACACGGCGCAACGGGAGGCCAUACAGCGGCAAGACGCCGGAGUGGGGAUGGCGGCGUGUCUGCUGAGUGCGUGGCUCGCCUACCUGUGCGGCCGUGCCAGCGGGACGCGUGUCGUCGAGGAGGCGGCUGACCUCCGCUUCGGUGCGCAACAGAGGACGCUGGACAAAGUGAACAGCGACCUGGCCGCCGUGAGGGAGGAAAACAAGGGUCUCAUGUCCAUACGGCAAGAGCAGCAGAUGAUCAUCGCGCAGCAGCGCAGUGAGCUGCAAAGAGCGGCACAGCAGCGGAAGGCGAUGCAGCUGUCGGUGCAGAUGCUGAAACGGCGUAACGUGUCCGUGCGGAGGCAACUGCGUGGCUUAACAAACUCUAUCAACGCAAUUCAACGUCAAAUGCUUGUUGGCAUGGUCGGCGCCGGCGUGUUGCUGCUCGCAGUGGUGUGGAGAACACGCCCGUUGCGCCGGGGCCGCCACCAGCCGCCGGUGACGCAGCUGCCCGAGGUGGUGGAGAGCGUUACGUCCGCUCCAAUUGCGGAGGAAUAA
This is a messenger RNA of Leptomonas pyrrhocoris, 766 nucleotides long. RefSeq lists its product as hypothetical. The coding region runs from base 110 to 766 and encodes 218 amino acids. The record is from RefSeq and is a predicted model, not a curated record. The transcript has a single exon. Lineage: Eukaryota; Euglenozoa; Kinetoplastea; Trypanosomatida; Trypanosomatidae.